Uloborus diversus is the source of this 911-nucleotide messenger RNA. RefSeq names its product alpha-tocopherol transfer protein-like. NCBI's taxonomy places the organism in Eukaryota, Metazoa, Arthropoda, Arachnida, Araneae, Uloboridae. The record is from RefSeq and is a predicted model, not a curated record. Gene Ontology annotation, cellular component: membrane. Gene Ontology annotation, molecular function: phosphatidylinositol bisphosphate binding.
GAAUUCGGAAAGGUGGUAAACUUAAUUUUUUGUUUAGUCCUAUUGUGACAGUAGGUAUGUUAUUCUAAAACUUUAAUUAUUGGCCAAAAGUACGAUCUUGCGGUUGUUUUGGACCUGUAAUAGGAUUUAUACACAUUGAAAAUUAUCAUUCGCAAGUUUAAGCGUGAUAUUAGUCAAUCACGGUGCCAAAAAAGGUGGAUAUGUCUGAUCAACGUAUAGAAAUAUGGCGGAAGCAAGGAUUGUUGCCAUUCGAACUUGGAUUCAUUCCAGAUACUUUCCUGAAGCAAGCCGAAGAAGAAUUAAACGAAACACCGGCCGUACGGAUGCACAAUAUUAGAAUGAUAAGGGACAUGAUGAGAAAGGAAGAAAUUUUCGUUGGUGAAGAAUUCGACGACAGAUUCCUCCUCCAAUAUCUUCGUUUCAGGAAACAUGACGUAGCCAAAGCUCUUUCUGUGUUAAAACGAUUUGUCAUAUUUCGAAGAAAAUAUAGAGACAUGUUUUCAAGUGCUAACUUAAAAAUGAUCGUUAAUGUUGUAAGUCAAGAAAUAGUAACUAUUCUGCCAUGUAGAUGUCCUGAAGGCUGUGCCAUCAUGCUCAUACAGUUAGACAAUUGGGAUCCAGAAAGUUUCGCUUUGAAAGACUUUAAAAGAGGCGGAAUGAUCUUACUCUCCCAAGCCAUUCGAGAACCGCUGACUCAAAUCACCGGAUUCAAAGUCAUCGUGGACGUCCGAAGCAAUCCGUUGAAACAUUUAAAGUACUGCACUUUUUCAAAUCUGUACCAACUGUAUCAUGGGACUCAGGAAACGUCAUCUGGUCGAUUUAAAUCCAUUCAUGUACUCAACAAUUCAGUGACUUUCAAGACGGGUUGGUCGAUGAUGAAACCUUUCCUGCCUGAAAAGAUAAAAAAUAGA